Molecule: messenger RNA, 1108 nt
Organism: Phialemonium atrogriseum
Lineage: Eukaryota; Fungi; Ascomycota; Sordariomycetes; Cephalothecales; Cephalothecaceae
Product: Emopamil binding protein-domain-containing protein
Exons: 4
Coding region: 110-835 (241 amino acids)
Biological process (GO): sterol biosynthetic process
Cellular component (GO): endoplasmic reticulum; membrane
Molecular function (GO): cholestenol delta-isomerase activity; C-8 sterol isomerase activity; steroid Delta-isomerase activity
Source: RefSeq, a predicted model, not a curated record
GAAAACAGCCGACGCCGACUCCCACCAGUGCGGCAACUCGGAGUCGCAGCCGGGAUCGAGGGUGGAGUUCCGGGUAUGAAUAUAGUCUGAGCAUCAUUGAUUUAUCAGGAUGGAGGCUUAUAGUGCGAAUCACCCAUACUACCCACAGGAUGUGGAGAUAGCGAAGUAUUCGCCAAACGUGAGCCCUCUCGCUGUUCUGCUCGGGUGGUUUGGCAGCAUCAUCGCGAUCAUAUUGGGCGCUAGCCUGGUCCUGGCAAGAAGGAUACGCCCAAGGAUACAGGUCUUCGAGCAAUUGACACUCUGCUGGUUCGUUCUAUGCGGAUUCCUCCACUGCUUUUUUGAAGGGUAUUUCGUCUUGAAUCAUGCAGAGUUGCCCGGGUCCCAAAGCCUCUUUGCCCAGCUCUGGAAGGAAUAUGCACUCUCCGACUCGAGGUACAUCACCUCGGAUCCCUUCAUGCUCUGCAUCGAGGGAAUCACUGUGUUUAUUUGGGGCCCUCUCUGCAUAGCUAUCGCGGUGUGUCUCGUUCGCGGAAACGACCUGAGAUACCCGCUCCAGAUCGUCAUGUGCGUCGGUCACUUGUACGGAGUCGCCUUGUACUACGGGACCUGCUAUUUCGAAUAUCACUAUCAUGGUAAUUCACACAGCAGACCCGAGUUUCUCUACUACUGGGUCUACUACGCUAGCUUCAACUUCCCAUGGGUCGUAGUCCCAUCUUUGUUGCUCGUCCAAGGAAUCAGGACGACCUGGGACAUUUUCAGGGCGUUCGAGGACGUACGUUCAGUGCUGCUGCGCCUCGGGGACCUCCAUGGAACAGAGCCUAAGAAGGAGAGGUGAUACGGAAUUGGUGUUAGGAUGGAGAUAAUAUCUGGUAACCUACACUUAUGAAAUCGCCAGGUCAGAUGGCCACAAGUUGCAUUUCGUCUUUUGUUUUCCUCCCACAUUGUCUGAGGCUCCCCUCAAUGAUCAUGUCAUUGAUCAGGAGCAGGGGAAUGGGAUUAUGUAAUGCCUGGGAAUGUGGCCUGUGCCCCACAGGCAGUCGUCAUGCGUAGGUAAGCAUAGUACGUAACUUGCCUAGCAACCCGCAGUUGAGCUUCCCAUCGCACCUUG